UUGGGACAUUCCUUUAUUUUCGCCCUGUAAAAUCUCACACCUGUAUCAGAAGUAUCCGCAAUCCUCUGGCCUCCUCAAAACCCCAUAAACCCGUCCGAUCUUCUAUCUUCCAUCUCCCGCUUCCACACAUCUACUCAGCUCGUCCCAUUCACAACAAAAAUGGCCUCUCCACCAAUCCCUACCUUCCAGAACGGCAGGUCCAUCUGUCUCGCAACUUCUACCGCAACUCUUGUAGAACCCACAGAACGUACGCCUCUUCUCAAGGAGGUUCAAAAUGGUACUGGCAAGCCUGUAUCCCCCCCUCAGUAUGACCACGAAGAAGAAGGGACAGAAGGCAAGGAGGUUGAGCUUCUCGUUCCCGGCAAAUCUAAUUUCUCCCAGACUCUGUUGAAUGUCCUCGGCGACUUGAUUGGGACAGGUCUUCUUGCUUGCCCUAUUGCUAUCGCUCAUGCUGGCUGGGUCCUUGGUCCCUUGCUUCUAUGCCUCGUCUCUGGGAUCACUUUGUGGACUCUUAAGAUUCUUAUUAGGAUUAUCGAAAAGGACCGCAGCAUGCGAAACUUUGCAGACGUCGCAAGAUACAGUCUAGGUGCCCGAGCCGAAAAAUGGACUACUGCCAUGUUCGUCUCCGAUUGCUGCAUCUGGAUUAUCGCCCUCAUCGUACUUUUCUCCGACUCCUUCGAAGUGGUCUUGCCCAUGUUCACCAGUAAUCAAUGGAAAGUCAUUGGUCUUGUCGUUAUCGUCCCACUGAACUUUAUCCCUCUUCGCUUCCUUGCUUGGACUUCUGCCCUGGGUAUUACGUCCACUUGGACCCUUGUUGCCAUCCUCAUUUUCACCGGUUUGGCCACGCCAACUUCCCCUGGGUCAGUAUUGGACCCAGCUCCCACUGAUCUCUGGCCUGCACAUGGUCUCGUCAAGCUCGGUCUUUCUUUCGGAUUGCUCAUCUCUGGUUUUGGCGGCCAUUUCCUCGUUCCCAACUUGAUUAGGGACAUGAAGCAUCCCGAGCAGGCCGAAAGGGUCUGUGAAGUUGGAUAUGGUAUCUGUAUCAUUGUCUACGCGUUGGUCAGUGUGUUCGGUUAUUUGAUGUUUGGCAGGGACGUCUCCGAUGAGAUAAGCCGAGAUCUUGCGAAGACCUCAGCCUUUUCCCCUCUCAUGGCUCAAAUUGCCGUCUGGAUGGUCGCUAUCAACCCUCUUACCAAACUUCCUCUCGGACUUCGACCUCUCACCGACAUCGUCUACUCUGCCCUGCGGCUUCAAUCCACUACCUUCGUUCCCAAGAUUCACGUGUCCUACGCUGAAUCCAGUGAACCCGAUGAGGAAGACGACGAGCUUUGCUCUCCUAUCACCUCUAACGCCCCGACCGUGUUAUCCUCCUUCUCUGCCUCUACUAUCUCUGCCGCUACAUCUAUCACCCUGGAAGACGAACACUACACCCAUGCUUUAUCCAAUGCUCAGCGCCGGCAUGACCGACGAGAACAACUCAAAGCUAUUUUCCGUGCGCUCAUCACCAUUGUGCUCCUUGGCGUUUUCGUUCUUGGUGCCCUUGCGUUCCCAUCGUUCGAGACGCUCAUGAGCAUUAUGGGCGGCGGAAUGAGUAUCAUCACUUGCAUUCUUAUCCCUAUUGCAGCGGGCGCCAACAUCUGGGGAUGGCGAUGGUACUCAAUACUACUUUUUGGCCUGUCGGCCGUGGUUUGUGUUAUUGGUGUCGUCUGUGCGUGUUUGAACAAUGGAGAUGCUUGAGUGUUUUUUGUUUUUUAUUUAUUUUUUGGUAUACAUGUGUGGUCAAAAGGGGACCAAAUCAAGCCCCACUGGGUAGUCGUCCUGCAGCAUUAGAGUGAUAGAGAAGCAUCAAGCAUUUGUACAUUACAAUUUCAUUUCUUUCAUCAUUCAUCAUCUGUUUUCAUAGUUUCCUUCAUUUUUGGUCGCCAAAUGGUGACACACGGUCCCUUCUUGUUGUAGUGAUAAAUAGGAUCACAUGAAGCAACUAAAAAUCAUGCAUGUCCCAG
Cryptococcus deneoformans JEC21 is the source of this 2003-nucleotide messenger RNA. RefSeq lists its product as hypothetical. Gene Ontology annotation, biological process: amino acid transmembrane transport. The record is from RefSeq and is a predicted model, not a curated record. Gene Ontology annotation, cellular component: vacuolar membrane. Bases 160 to 1737 code for a protein of 525 amino acids. Lineage: Eukaryota; Fungi; Basidiomycota; Tremellomycetes; Tremellales; Cryptococcaceae. The transcript has 7 exons. Gene Ontology annotation, molecular function: amino acid transmembrane transporter activity.